This is a messenger RNA of Vicia faba (fava bean), 447 nucleotides long. NCBI's taxonomy places the organism in Eukaryota, Viridiplantae, Streptophyta, Magnoliopsida, Fabales, Fabaceae. The record is from the annotation of a GenBank genome assembly.
AUGGACGAAACAACAUGGUCCCAAAAACUCCACGCCCUAACACACAUCCUAACAAACCCCACAACCACGCCAUCUCUCCACUCUCAAUUCUUCAUCGCCACCCAAAUCCCAUGCUACCUCAACUGGGACUACCCACCAUUCCUCUGCUCAAAUCCAUCUCUUCUCCACAAAUGGAAACUCUUAUACUUCCUCAAAAGGGUCACCCCAAUGGGUGCUCCUAAAACUUCUUGGAGGUCAAAGUGUCCGUUCCAGCAACCUCCGCCAUUGAUUCUUGCUAAAGGAGUUGAGGAAGCACAAUGGGGAAACGAAGAGAGGAAGGGUUACGUUAGGAAGAGGUUUUCUAGGAAACAUUUUGGUAGAGAUCUUAAUCCUCUUUUUGCUAUUUUGUUUCCUAAUGUUUUGUUGUUGUCGCUUAUGAUAUGGAGUCCGUUUAGUUUUCUUGAUUGA